This is a messenger RNA of Zea mays, 1115 nucleotides long. RefSeq lists its product as uncharacterized. Gene Ontology annotation, biological process: abscisic acid-activated signaling pathway. The record is from RefSeq and is marked validated. Bases 203 to 796 code for a protein of 197 amino acids. Gene Ontology annotation, cellular component: cytoplasm; nucleus. The transcript is spliced from 3 exons. Gene Ontology annotation, molecular function: abscisic acid binding; signaling receptor activity; protein phosphatase inhibitor activity. NCBI's taxonomy places the organism in Eukaryota, Viridiplantae, Streptophyta, Magnoliopsida, Poales, Poaceae.
CAACAACAAAAACCGACUAGCCCAGGCAAGCAGAAACCCACUGUCUCCGCUUCCGCUCCCGACUCCUUUGUCUCGUCCUCAUCCAUCCAACCAGGCGAGCCAACAAGCAAGCAAAAGUAAACGGGGCGAGGAGCUGGAGAGACGCCGGCGACGCGAAGCAACCGCCCGAUCGGAGCCGCGGCUGAGCAGGAGGGAGCCGGAGAUGGUGGGUCUCGUCGGCGGCAGCACGGCGCGGGCGGAGCACGUCGUCGCCAACGCCGGAGGGGAGGCAGAGUACGUGCGCCGCAUGCACCGCCACGCGCCGACCGAGCACCAGUGCACCUCCACCCUCGUCAAGCACAUCAAGGCGCCCGUCCACCUCGUGUGGGAGCUGGUGCGGAGGUUCGACCAGCCGCAGCGGUACAAGCCGUUCGUCAGGAACUGCGUCGUGCGCGGGGACCAGCUCGAGGUCGGCAGCCUGCGCGACGUCAACGUCAAGACCGGCCUGCCGGCGACGACCAGCACCGAGCGCCUCGAGCAGCUCGACGACGACCUGCACAUACUCGGUGUCAAGUUCGUCGGCGGGGACCACCGCCUCCAGAACUACUCAUCCAUCAUAACUGUCCACCCCGAGAGCAUUGACGGGAGGCCGGGCACCCUGGUGAUCGAGUCGUUCGUGGUCGAUGUGCCUGAUGGCAACACGAAGGACGAGACAUGCUACUUCGUGGAGGCCGUGAUCAAGUGCAACCUCAAUUCUCUCGCAGAGGUAUCGGAGCAGCUAGCAGUGGAGUCACCUACGUCGCUGAUCGAUCAGUGAAGUCACCUGCGUCGCCCAUCGAUCAGUGACCACCGGUACAAAAAAAGACGUCAAUCAGCAACAAAUAAGAAGAAGCUUCGAAGGCUGGCUGGAGAGUUCAACCUUUUUGAGACCGGUGGUUUGGCCAUCGUCUUCUGCGUGUAAUGUCUCUUGGAAUAUGGAAGUAUUAGUCGUUGUGUAGGAUUAAACAUCUGUAGUAGCUUGUAUGCUAGGGAUGGUUGUUUAGCCUUAGAAACUGCACCUAGAUACCUCAUGGCAUGUAUGCAUACUGCUAGUAUGUGUAGAGAUCAGGGAAAGCAUGGAGCGGGUUUUGCCUCUU